Bombina bombina (fire-bellied toad) is the source of this 5262-nucleotide messenger RNA. RefSeq names its product CASK interacting protein 1 (gene CASKIN1). The record is from RefSeq and is a predicted model, not a curated record. The coding region runs from base 171 to 4622 and encodes 1483 amino acids. Gene Ontology annotation, molecular function: protein binding. The transcript is spliced from 21 exons. NCBI's taxonomy places the organism in Eukaryota, Metazoa, Chordata, Amphibia, Anura, Bombinatoridae.
AGAUCUGACAGCCUGUCCUCACCUCUCCACCCUCCUGGGGCUCUUCUCACCAUCACCCUCCUCACCUAUUUGCCCAUCACAGACUUGUGAAUUAAUCAUGUCCCCUCUGUAAGGACUGGCCCCCCACUCCCAAUUUAUCCUAAUCCGUUCCCCCCAAAGAAGGCAGCAGGAUGGGGAAGGACCAGGAGCUUCUUCAGGCUGUGAAGACUGAGGACCUGGGGUUGGUUCAGAAGCUCCUACAGAGACCCAAGGCAGGCAAAGCCAAGCUUCUGGGAUCUGCCAAGCGAGUGAACGUAAACUUUCAAGACACAGAUGGUUUUUCUGCCCUACACCAUGCUGCACUCAAUGGGAAUACCGAGCUCAUCUCUCUCCUCCUGGAGGCUCAGGCAGCUGUGGACAUUAAGGACAACAAAGGAAUGCGACCGCUCCACUACGCAGCCUGGCAGGGCAAGAAAGAGCCAAUGAAAAUGCUUCUUAUGUCUGGCUCUGCUGUUAACAUCCAGUCAGAUGAGGGCCAGAUUCCUUUGCACCAAGCGGCCCAACAUGGACAUUACGAUGUGUCGGAGAUGCUGCUACAGCACCAGUCCAAUCCCUGUAUUAUGGACGUUUCAGGAAAGACUCCCCUUGACUUGGCUUGUGAGUUUGGAAGAGUUGGGGUUGUACAGUUGCUGUUAAACAGUAACAUGUGUGCAGCGCUACUGGAGCCAAAACCUGGCGACUGCACUGACCCGAAUGGCACUAGUCCCCUGCACCUGGCUGCAAAGAAUGGACAUAUUGACAUCAUCAGGCUUCUCCUACAGGCCGGCAUCGACAUCAACCGGCAAACGAAAUCAGGCACCGCUCUGCAUGAAGCUGCUCUGUGCGGGAAGACAGAAGUAGUACGGCUCUUGUUAGACAGCGGAAUUAAUGCUCACAUUAGGAAUACCUACAAUCAAUCAGCUCUGGAUAUUGUCAACCAAUUCACAGGCACCCAGGCAAGCAAGGAGAUCAAACAGAUGCUGAGAGAUGCCUCGGCAGCUCUGCAGGUCAGGGCACUAAAGGAUUACUGUAACAAUUAUGAUCUGACCAGUCUAAACAUAAAAACUGGAGACGUCAUCACGGUCCUCGAGCAGCAUCCUGAUGGACGAUGGAAAGGCUGUAUCCAUGACAACCGGACGGGCAAUGACAGAGUGGGCUACUUCCCAUCCAGUCUGGUGGAAGCCAUCAAAAGAAUAGGUUCUCAAGACACAUGUCACCCACAGCACCAGCGGUCCCUACAUGCGGCCCGCUGGGCGUCUGUGCCAAAUGGUGACACUCACCAUACCUUCCAUUAUUUGAUGCCCCCAUCACAUUCUCACCCGCUUCUUUUCAGUUCCUUUGGCUACCAAAGACCCUGUAGCCCAACAGGUUCCCGGGGUUCAGAAUCCAGCCCAUCACAUAUGUCUCCAGGUCCCACAUCUGUUGCUCCUCCGGAGGAAAUCUGGGUAUUAAGGAAACCGUUCGCAGGUGGUGAUCGAAACAGCAUGGGCAGCACAGGAAGUGGCCGAAGUUCUGGGAGCGGGCAGAGCGCGGGCAGCGCCCACGCUAUACACGCUGGUGCAGAGGGGGUCAAGCUGCUCGCCACUGUUCUCUCCCAGAAGGCAUUGGGGCAGGACCCUGGAGACUCCUGUGAAGGCCACACAGGAUCUUCAAGACCUCAGAGUGUGGCAACUUCCCCUUACAUUGAGCAGCCAUACGGAGACCACCCCAAAAAAACAGAAGCCCCGACAGAGGGGAAGAGCUCGGAGGCCGUCUUUCAGUGGCUCUGCAAGUUUCAGCUUCAACUUUACGCCCCCAAUUUCAUCAAUUCUGGUUAUGACCUCCCGACCAUCAGUCGAAUGACGCCCGAGGAUCUCACAGCUAUUGGGGUCACUAAACCAGGUCACCGUAAGAAGAUCUUCUCAGAGAUAAACAGUUUAAACAUCGGAGAGUGGCUGCCAGAGUAUAAACCGGCUAAUCUAGCUCUUUGGCUGGCAAUGAUCGGUCUGGGUCAGUACUAUAAGGUGCUGGUGGAAAACGGCUAUGAGAAUAUUGACUUCAUCACCGACAUCACCUGGGAAGAUCUGCAAGAGAUCGGCAUCAUAAAACUGGGUCACCAGAAGAAGUUGAUGCUGGCAGUAAAGAAGCUGGCUGAGAUCCAAAAGUCAGAAUACGGCAAGUACGAAUCAGGCAGCAUGAGAAGGAGGCCACCUCAGAAGAACACAGAUACAGUGUCCAUUGAUUCCCCUCCACCUGACAGUGGAGAGUGCCAGUCCCCCAAAAUGAAGACCUUUCAGGAUAGUGAGUUAAGUGAUGAGUUGCAGGCUGCAAUGACUGGCGAUGGUCCUGAUGGAUUAGAGAAGCAGAACAACCAUGUGGCUCACCACAGAGAAGGGCCUUCCUACAGAGGACCUCCAGGGGCUAGACUUCAUCAUGAAAGUAGCCUUAGUGGUCGAGCCAGGCAUAUAAGUAGCUCCCAAGAGCUCCUUGGAGAUGGAAGUAAGGGCCCGAGUACAGCUAUGUCAAAGAGCCAGGAGUACUUAACAGAUGAUGUAAAGAGGGAUGAAGUGGUCAGAGAAUCUAGGCCACUUAGGCAAGGACACUCAAUUAAGAGAGCAAGUGUUCCUCCUGUGCCAGGAAAGCCCCGCCAGUCAUUCCCUCCUUCUGGAGGUCAGACUUACACUCCGCCUCAAACACCUACAAAAGGAACUCCCUCAUCUCCACAGGCAGUGAGCUUCCCCCAGGCUACUGCAAAGGUAAAACCAACACCCCAGCUUCUGCCACCAUCAGACCGUCCCAUGUCUCCCCGGUCCUUGCCUCAAUCUCCCACACACAGAGGAUUUGCCUAUGUUCUUCCACAACCAAUAGAGGGUGAAGGAACACCAUCUCACUUGGCACAGGCAGUACCAGUGCUGCCAGUGUCUGUGCCUGUAUUGUGCCUUCCACCUGCUGGGAGUGAUGAAGAAGAGGAGGAAGGAGAAGGAGACAGAGGGGAGCAAGGACGUCCAAAAAAACGUGCACACAGUCUGAACCGGUAUGGCUCAGACGGGGAGCGUGAGGAGCUACUAGUCAUAGAUGGAGGUCCCUAUGGGACUGGGCAGAGACGUGUUGGUAGGAGCCACUCAGUGAGAGCACAGUCGGGGGGGGAUAAGAAUGUAAAUCGCAGCCAAUCCUUUGCAGUCCGCCCAAGGAAGAAAGGACCACCUCCCCCUCCCCCUAAACGUUCUAGCUCUGCCAUCUCUGGGACAAAUCUUGGGGAUGGUCUAUCUGCAGAUGACACCGCAGGAGGGGGGUAUCGUGAGCAGAGGAGGGCCAGUGACUUUGGGGGGAUCAUAGACACUGGGAGUGCGGGCAGUGUAAAGAGUAUUGCUGCUAUGCUGGAGUUGUCAUCCAUUGGAGGAGGGCCAAGGGCGAUUUCUGGACAAAGGCCAAGAGGUUCUGAGGGAUAUUGUAUGCACCUCCUUCCUCAUCCAGCUAGUCCUGAACUUCACCGACAUCCAGGCACUGUGGCUGGAGUAAAGCACAGAGAGGCUAUAGGGCUAGAUGGUGAAGUGGUGAAUCGCCGUAGGACCAUUAGUGGACCAGUGACUGGACUUGUGGCUGCUGCUAGAAGGGAGCGCACUGAGGUAUCAAAACUCCCGGACUCUCCCCGUAGUCCCUCAGAUGUUAUUCCCUUUGCAGAAGAACGCAAACAAACAGUCAAACACCGGUCAAGGCCGGCCAGGACAGAACAGUCUGACUCACAAUCAACAGAGUCUAGUAAAAUUGGGGACCUAACAACUGUAGAGUCCAGUAUUACCCUAAAACGCAGGGUGAAGGCAAGGCAGGGCUCUGGAGAUGUGAAGUUUCUGCUCACAGAGUCAGACACUGUCAAACGCAGACCAAAACCACGGGACAAAGAUGGCAUUGGUAGUGCUGAGCCACUGGUUGUUUACCAAAAUGGAAUGGGCACAGUAAAGCGCCGACCGGUAUCUGAGAUGAGUGCAGGUGGACGGCGGGAUAGCACAGAACACAUAGCACAGACACCAGAACGUAGCAUAAAGCCCCCUGUUUCACCCAAACCCACCAUCAUACAUCCUUCUGGAAAAACCCAAGGACCCUGCACUCCUACAACUGCAAAGAAAAUCUCUGGACCCACUGGAGAGGUAAAGAAGGCAAUGGGGACCCCUCCACCUGUGUCACCAAAACCAGCCCCUCCCCCAACAGCACCUAAACCCAUUAAACCCCAUGCGGCCAUCCAGUCAUCAAGCGCCAGCUCAACUCCGGCACCUUCUCCUGUAAAGCAGCCCAAUAACAUCAAGCCUUCUAGCACUCCUCCCUCUCUGUGCUCCAGCCCUGCCAAACCCAUGUCCCCAAGCUACCCCCAGCAGGUGCCCAUCAAGCCUCCUAGAUUAUCCAUCACCAGCUCUUCCAUGGAGGGAGGAACCAGCGAAGCUGCCCAGCAGAAACUGGAGGAGACGAGUGCAUCACUGGCUGCCGCACUUCAAGCUGUGGAGGAGAAAAUUAAACAAGAAGACGCCCAGAAAGAUUCGUCAGUGGAAGAUAAAAGCACUGUCAGUAUUCUCGAUGACAUUGGAAGCAUGUUUGAUGACCUUGCGGACCAACUGGAUGCCAUGUUGGAGUGAGGUUGUAGCGCAUUAGUGGUUGUGGGACCCUUAAAGGUCACCUUGACUGCUUCCUGUCUCUUCUCCCUUUGCUGGGUUGGACCCCCUGCCUCCUCCUCGUUCCUCCAGUCUGCCUCCAUCAAGCCGAAACACAUUCUCUUUUACUUAGCACAAACAAGCAAUGUGAUUACCUCAGGAUUGUGCUCAGACAUUGGGGGCAAAAUAGGAGAGAGGCUUUGGAUGAGCUAUGAAGAUGCCAGCAUCCCCUCGGUGCCAGCUGGAGGGUGGCACCCACACCAAGAUUCUGCCAAAGCUCAGGAUCACUACAAAUUCUAGAAUGCAUGGCACAUUCAGGAGCUCAGAGUCACAACCUGGACAAACAUGGCCACUAAGCCUUGCCAUAUAAAAACCCAUCGAGUUGCAAAGCACUGUGGGAAAUAAGAGGUUCAUAUAUUAUGAAGGCAAGAUUGAGCAGCCAAAACAUAGAAAUCUUAUGAUGUUGUUUUUCCUGUAAUGCUGGUAGGAAUUGCAAGAGGUAAUGUUAUCACUUGUGGAAAGAAAAUGGUGCCAAUGAAUCAAUUUGUGUUACCAAAUCUCCGUUCUGAUUCAAAAAGACAAUAAGCUUAAUACUAAGGAAGUAAACACUUUGCUGUUCCCGUAA